Macrosiphum euphorbiae (potato aphid) is the source of this 3984-nucleotide messenger RNA. The record is from the annotation of a GenBank genome assembly. Lineage: Eukaryota; Metazoa; Arthropoda; Insecta; Hemiptera; Aphididae.
AUGCCUACUCGUAAACGGAAGUCAGCGGCCAGGAAGCAGUCGCCGAGCAUUAGUAGUGUUCACCUCGAGACUGAAGCUCCAAAUGGCAAUGCGAUCAAAUUCUGCGAUGUCCUAGACGCAUUGUCACCCUUUACGGGUGAUGGUCAUUGUUCAGUGGCGAAGUGGCUCAACGACUUCGAGGAAAUGGCGUUGUUGUGUGCUUGGUCAGAACUACACAAGUUUAUUUACUGUAAACGCUUGCUCUCAGGAACGGCGCAGGCUUUUGUUAGGUCAGAGGAUGGUUUGAGCUCAUGGACAGUGUUACGCGCUCGGUUACUUAGUGAAUUUCGUAGUCGGCUAACAUCAGCAGAUGUCCACCGAUUGCUCUCCACCGAUUUUAAGCAGAAGGACGAAACGUUGUUGCAAUACCUGUAUCGAAUGCGCGAACUGGCGAUGCAAGGCGGUGUCCCUGAUGACGCGCUGAUGGACUACAUCAUUGGUGGAAUUCCAGAUGCAGUGGUUAACAAAAGUAUGCUUUAUGGUGCAACUUCCAUUCCCGAAUUCAAAAUUAAAUUGGAGCUGUAUGAGAGGAUGUGCGAAAGACGGAACGCCGAAUCCAAGUAUAAUAUGCCACCUGUCCCUGCACAUAAUGUCCCAGCGGAAGUAAGAUGUUACAAUUGUGGCGAUCGAGGACACCAGUCGCGAGAGUGUCCCGAUGCGGGUAAAGGACCCAAAUGCUUUGCCUGUCGAGGGUACGGGCAUAAGUCGUUUGCCUGUCCCACCAAGUCUGAUAACCAGCAUGCAGGUGCUACUAGUCGUUCGAAUAGACCCGCCGAUGUCUACCAGGUCAACGGUCACAAUACGGAUGAUAGGAUUGUAAAACCGGUGUAUAUCCUUGGCCAGGAGGCGUUGGCCCUGGUUGACACCGGAUGUGAUAUACAUCUAUGCCGAGAGUCGUUUUUUAAAAAGUUGAGUGGCAUACAUAGCAUCCCGAGCCGUACACAGUUGAAUGGACCAGCUAACGCGUACUUUCAUACGGAUCGUCGUUUCGAAUGUAACCUAACCGUGGAUGGAGAAAGCUACCAAGUUGAUGUGCAUUCUGUACCUGAUAGUGCCAUAGGGUAUGAUGUUAUUUUAGGUCGACCAUUAUUCCAGACUAACGCGGUACUAAGGGUAAGCCCUCAGUCUGUGACCAUUACCCAUGUCAAUACUGCCCAGCAGUUAAUGAACAUCAACACUAAUGUCAACGAGUUGGAUGUAGGCGUGAGAACUCAAUCGGUCGUAGUGCAGGAAUUGAUCGAUGCAUACCACCCAGUUCAAGGUGUUACUGCCCCAAUGAAAACGGUCAUUGUCCUGCAUGAUGAGACUCCAGUAUUCCAGCCACCCAGGAGAUUGGCGCCGCAAGAAAAGAUGGCAGUAGAUAAACAGAUCCAGGAAUGGUUAUCCGAAGGUAUCAUUCAACCCAGUUGCUCUGAGUAUGCCAGUCCCGUCGUGUUGGUCAAGAAGAAGGAUGACACACUUCGACUCUGUAUCGAUUUCCGUGAGUUAAAUAAAAAAAUUGUAAGGGACCGUUACCCGUUGCCAUUAAUUGACGACCAGAUUGACCGCCUACGAGGCGCGGUGGUUUUCUCGACACUAGAUCUGCGAAAUGGAUUUUUUCAUGUUCCAGUGGAUGAUGCUAGCAUCAAAUAUACCUCGUUUGUUGUACCUAACGGUCAGUAUGAGUUCCUACGCACACCAUUUGGACUAUGUAUAUCACCACCCAUGUUUCAGAGAUAUGUGAAUUUCAUUUUCCGUGACCUCAUCCGGCUUGGCCACCUGUUAGCCUACAUGGAUGACCUGAUUGUGGUAGCAGCGACUGUCGAGGAAGGUCUAGAGCGAUUAAGGAUUGUGUUAAAGGUUGCAGCCGAAAAUGGAUUAGACAUUAAGUGGUCCAAAUGCCAAUUUUUGAAGGAUUCUAUAGACUACUUGGGCUACCGUAUCCGACACAAUGAGGUGAGCCCAUCGGAAACGAAGACGAUCGCAGUGCAGAAGUUCCCACUACCAAGGACCGCCAAAGCCGUACAAAGCUUUUUAGGUCUCACCGGAUACUUCCGUAGGUUUAUACGCGGAUAUUCGCAAAUUGCAUUACCACUAAGCAAUUUGUUGAAACAAGGAGUGCUAUUUCAUAUGGGACCACAUCAGGAAGCAGCGGUGAAGAAUUUGAAGCAGUGUCUAUCAGCGGCGCCAGUACUUAAGAUCUACAGCCCCGAAGCUAGCCGCACCGAGUUGCACACAGAUGCCAGCCAGUUUGGAUUUGGAGCUGUGUUGCUGCAGGUCGACGAUAAUGAUGAUGAACGAUUGCAUCCGAUCUGUUAUAUGAGCAAGAAGACGUCCGAAGCUCAACAGAAGUUUCAUAGCUAUGAACUUGAGGUCCUAGCAAUAGUAGAGGCGUUAAAGAAGUUUCGUGUAUACCUACUGGUCUUAAGGUUUAAGAUAGUGACCGAUUGUGCUGCCUUUACCAGGACUCUAGAAAAAAAGGAACUGGCUACCAGAGUUGCCAGAUGGGCGUUACUGAUUACUGAAUACGACUACGUUAUCGAACAUAGGGCUGGCUCACGGAUGCCUCACGUUGAUUCUCUGAGCCGGUAUCCCAUGUGUAUGGCAAUUCACAGUGAAUUUCUAGCACGACUAAGAAUUGCCCAACAGGAAGAUUCCCGAAUACAACAGCUGACUAUCGAUGAUCAAACUUUCACAACAGUCGGAGGGCUGAUAUAUGAGAUUCACAAUGGCCAAAAUUUACUGGUUAUUCCAUGUAAGAUGCAAAAUGAAGUGAUAAGGGAUGCACACCACAUUGGUCAUUUUGGGAUAAUAAAGACUGAGGCCUUGAUACAACGUGACUAUUCCAUCACUGAUCUAAGGGAUAAAAUUGGCAAGAUAAUAAAUAAUUGUGUCACUUGUAUACUUGCUAAUCGGAAGCAAGGCAAAAAAGAAGGGUUCCUACACAGCAUAGACAAAGGAGACACCCCUUUGUCCAUGUGGCAUAUAGACUUCCUUGGUCCGCUGACACAAACACCUAAGGGAUACCGACACAUUCUGGCGGUAAUCGAUGGGUUCACCAAAUUCUGCUGGUUAUUUCCUACUAGAAGUGUCACCGCUAAAGAAGUCAUUGAUAAGUUGGCAGUGAUGGAAGCUACUUUUGGUAAUCCGGAGACACUAGUGUCGGAUAGAGGAACUGCAUUCACUUCAAAAGACUUUAGUAAUUAUUGCUCAGAACGGAAGAUCCGUCACAUCCUUAUAACUACAGGUGUACCAAGGGCUAAUGGACAAGUGGAAAGACUGAAUACUAUCAUUAUAAAUGUAUUAACCAAACUAAGUAUGACUGAGCCUGACCAGUGGUACCGUCAGGUGUCGAAAGUGCAGAUGGCACUGAAUGGGUCGUAUCAGCGCUCCAUAGGGAUGACUCCAUUCAAAUUAGUUUUUGGAGUAGAGAUGAAUCACCCAGAGUACCAGUCAAUAAAAGAGGCAGUGCAGAUUGAAUAUGUUAGGUGUCAUGAGGAAGGUCAGGAAGAAAACAGACAGUUCGCAAAGAAACAGAUACAGAAGGCGCAGAUUCAGCAGCAACGUGCGUUUAACAAGUUCAGAAAGGAAGCUGUCAGUUACCGACUAGGGGAUCUAGUUGCUAUCAAGAGGACACAGUUCUUACCAAAUUCAAAGCUAUGCAGAAAGUUUUUGGGACCUUAUCGAAUAAUAGGACGCGAAGGUAACGAACGGUACAAGGUGCUAAGAAUCGGCAUACAUGAGGGACCUGAGCGAAGCUUUUCCUGCGCUGAGUAUAUGAAGCCAUGGCGUUCCAUCGACCAGGAUCAAGCUGAGGAGUCCGAUGAGGAAGACACAGCUUCCGAGACGGACGCUGUUCAAGGUGGGAGAAUGUGGGAUGGUAACACUGUUGGUGUUCAGGCCGAGUCAAGGCAGUGUGAUGACCCGUCUGGAGAGGGCAGUGAUGUCGAGACGCCCGACGAGUGA